Molecule: messenger RNA, 711 nt
Organism: Cordyceps fumosorosea ARSEF 2679
Lineage: Eukaryota; Fungi; Ascomycota; Sordariomycetes; Hypocreales; Cordycipitaceae
Product: Signal peptidase 22kDa subunit
Exons: 3
Coding region: 1-711 (236 amino acids)
Biological process (GO): protein targeting to ER
Cellular component (GO): membrane; signal peptidase complex
Source: RefSeq, a predicted model, not a curated record
AUGUACAACUCCUUCAACCGCAUCCAGAAUGUCUUUGGCUUCUUCACCACAGUAGCCUGCGUCUUUGGCGCCUUCAUCGCCGCCACCGACCUCUUUUCCCCGCGCGCGCCGUCGGGCGUCAUCAGCCCAGAGAAUCUCCAAGUCGUCAAGGGUCGUCCGCACUACUACAGCACCAAGAAGGAAGAGUACGCCAUCAUCCGCUUCUCCCUCGACGCCGACCUCUCCAGCCUCUUCACCUGGAACACCAAGAACCUCUUCGUCUACGUCACCGCCGACUGGCCCGCCGCCGACGGCACCAACACCACCAACUCGGCCGUCAUCUGGGACAGCAUCAUCACCAACCCCAGCGCCGACCACCUCCUCAACAUUGGACCCGCCACGCUGAAGAAGCUGCGCAAGAGCUCCGCCGGAAAGUCCAUUGACCCGAACCGUGGCAAGCUCAAGCUCAAGAACCAAAAGCCAAAGUACCAAAUCACACACCCCUCGGGCAAGAUCGCCCACACGCAAGACGUCACCCUGAAGCUGCACUACAACGUACAGCCGUGGGUCGGCCUGCUUACCUGGAACAUGCCCCGCGACCUCUUCCUCUGGAAGACACUGGCGGGCGGCGAGAGCGAGAAGAUGGUUCUGCCGGCCCUCAAGGUCAAGGAUGCCAAGGAGACAAAGUCAAAAACCAAGUCCAAGUCCAAGACGAACAAGGCCAAGGCAUGA